AUGGCGGCCGCUGGCUUGGUUGCUGUGGCCACGGCUGCAGAGUACUCUGGCCAAGUAGCAUCGGGAGGUAACCUCUCCGGUGUUAACUGCGGCCCAAGCUCCGGGACAGGCUCUGGUCCUGGCCCGGGUUCGUGGAGCCGCUCCCUCGAUCGAGCGCUGGAGGAGGCGGCAGUGACCGGGGUGCUGAGCCUGAGCGGCCGGAAACUGAGGGAGUUUCCCCGGGGAGCGGCCAACCACGACCUGACGGACACCACCCGGGCGGAUCUGUCACGAAAUCGUCUCUCAGAAAUUCCCAUAGAAGCAUGUCAUUUUGUUUCUCUUGAGAAUCUCAACUUAUAUCAAAAUUGUAUUCGGUAUAUACCAGAGGCAAUUCUAAACCUACAGGCUCUGACAUUCUUAAAUAUUAGUCGGAACCAACUGUCAACAUUACCAGUGCACUUGUGUAAUUUACCAUUGAAAGUCUUAAUUGCUAGUAAUAACAAAUUGGUGUCACUUCCAGAAGAAAUUGGACAUCUCAGACAUUUAACAGAACUUGAUGUGAGCUGCAAUGAAAUUCAAACAAUACCUUCCCAAAUUGGUAAUUUGGAGGCCUUGAGAGACCUUAAUGUAAGAAGAAACCACUUAGUACGUUUGCCUGAAGAGCUGGCAGAGCUGCCUUUGAUACGGUUAGACUUCUCCUGCAAUAAAAUUACAACAAUCCCUAUUUGUUAUCGGAACCUCAGGCACCUACAGAUGAUCACCCUAGAUAACAAUCCACUACAGUCUCCUCCUGCACAGAUAUGUAUAAAAGGCAAAAUCCACAUAUUUAAGUACCUGAACAUACAGGCUUGUAAGAUUGCUCCAGAUCUGCCAGAUUAUGAUAGGAGACCGUUGGGUUUUGGCUCCUGCCAUGAAGAACUGUACUCAGGUCGCCCUUAUGGAGCUCUUGAUUCAGGUUUCAAUAGUGUGGACAGUGGUGAUAAGAGAUGGUCAGGGAAUGAACCUACAGAUGAAUUUUCAGAUCUGCCUCUUCGAGUAGCAGAAAUCACUAAGGAACAAAGACUGCGAAGAGAAAGCCAGUACCAGGAGACUCGCAGCAGUUUAGUAGUAACAAAUGGUGGAGUGGAACAUGAUCUGGACCAGAUCGACUACAUUGACAGCUGUACUGCGGAGGACGAAGAGGAAGAGAUGAGACAGCCCAAGGGGCUGGAGCCAGACAGCCUCAGUUCCCAGUUUAUGGCGUAUAUUGAACAGCGGCGAGUCUCUCAUGAGGGUUCACCCAUAAAGCCAGUACCUCUGAGGGAGUUUCAAAAAACAGAGGACAUGAGAAGAUAUUCACAUCAAAACAGGGUUCCAGUUGAGCCAUCUUCUGUCACGUCACUAUCACCAAGUCACAAUCAGUUAUCACAUGCAGACUUGGAACUUCAUCGGAGAAGAGAACAGUUAGUAGAGCGAACUCGGAGAGAGGCCCAGCUUGCUGCCCUACAGUAUGAGGAGGAGAAAAUAAGGACCAAGCAGAUGCAGAGAGAUGCUGUCCUGGACUUUGUCAAGCACAAAGUGUCACAGAGUCCACAAAAACAGCAACCCCCCUUGGAUGAUGAGUGUCCCUUCCCAUCCAGAAGGUCUCAGCACACUGAUGAUAGUGCCUUGUUAGUGUCGCUGUCAGGGUUGAAUCAAGUGGGCUCUGCUGCUACCCUGCCUCAUUCUUCUGCCUUCAUGCCUAUUAAGAAUGAUGACAGAUCUAAUGCCAUAGCAAGUUCACCUACAACAGAAACAGUUCAUCAUUGCCCUGCAUAUUCUUUUCCUGCUGCUAUGCAGAGAAACCAGGCCCAGCGCCCUGAAAGCUUCCUUUUCCGAGCAGCUGUCGGGGCAGAAGCAAAUAAAGGUCAUGCUUCACCACUUCUUUCAUCUUCUGCACCUACCACUGAUUCUGCAGAUCCCAUAAUGAGACCAAAUUCAAGACCGAGAGAAGAAGAGCUGGAAUUAAUAGAUCAAUUACGGAAACAUAUCGAGUACCGGCUGAAAGUAUCACUGCCUUGUGAUCUUGGAGCAGCUCUAACUGAUGGUGUUGUUCUUUGCCAUUUGGCCAAUCACGUGCGGCCUCGAUCUGUCCCCAGCAUCCACGUCCCUUCACCAGCUGUACCUAAAUUAACAAUGGCAAAAUGCAGGCGGAAUGUGGAGAAUUUCCUAGAAGCUUGCAGAAAAAUUGGUGUACCUCAGGAGCAAUUAUGUUUGCCUCUGCACAUUUUAGAAGAGAAAGGUUUGAGCCAGGUUGCAGUGACGGUGCAGGCUCUCCUGGAGCUUGCCCCCCCCAAGCAGCAGCACCACUUGUCUGCUGCGUGAGGACCCCCAGCACCUGGGCGCUGGCCCGGCCAACCCGGAGCAGGACGGGAUGCUGCUGCCAGCCGGCUGCUUACGCAAAGCUCUUGCGUGCUCUUACGAGGGACUGUUUCCAUGAUUCCUAACAGGAAUAUGUUGCUUCAUUUCUCCAUUUUAGGGGAGGUUAUAUCCGUUUCCAUGGGACUGUUUUAGGAAGACACAGUUGGUUUUCGCAAAUGAAACUUAAUUCUGCCAUUACUGAGAACCCGACACCGAAGCCUAAACUGGCUGUGCUUUCCUAGAGAGCAGGCUUGUCUCCCAUUCCAGGAAGAAAGCUUUUCAGAAGGAUAGUUAGCUUUCCUGAAAGCAGAGACAUGUUACUAUCUUUACCUGU
Messenger RNA from Odobenus rosmarus divergens (Pacific walrus), 2692 nucleotides. RefSeq names its product leucine-rich repeats and calponin homology (CH) domain containing 3 (gene LRCH3). Bases 1 to 2322 code for a protein of 773 amino acids. The record is from RefSeq and is a predicted model, not a curated record. Gene Ontology annotation, molecular function: protein binding. The transcript has 21 exons. NCBI's taxonomy places the organism in Eukaryota, Metazoa, Chordata, Mammalia, Carnivora, Odobenidae.